Neospora caninum is the source of this 636-nucleotide messenger RNA. RefSeq lists its product as hypothetical. The transcript has a single exon. The coding region runs from base 1 to 636 and encodes 211 amino acids. Lineage: Eukaryota; Apicomplexa; Conoidasida; Eucoccidiorida; Sarcocystidae. The record is from RefSeq and is a predicted model, not a curated record.
AUGAAUGCUUUUUCCUCUGCACCCGCUGCAGCAGCAGCCAGGCGCGUAGCGCUCUCGUUUUCUGCUCCACGCCACACAAAUGUCUUUUCUCAACCGCGCUUCGCCGUGCGCCCCUUCCCGUCGCGACGCCUCGUGGGAGAGCUUCCGGCGGAGAGAGCACGCAAUGUCGCUGACGCGCACAAGUUGAAGUGUAACAAAGGAAAUGGUCGCGGCCAAUCAGGGAAGGCAGAGCAAAAUACGGAAAGUGGAGGGAGCAGGGGUUUCCGUGCUGCGGUUGGCGGGGGUGCAGGAUGCAUGCUGGCGGCAUCCCCGAUGCUGUUUACAGACUACGACAAGACUGCAUCUCCCAAGAGCGAGUUGAUCUUCAUGGCCGGCAACGCACUCGGCUACUGCACUGAGCGCUUCUUCGAGAACGAGUACGGUCAGAGUAUCUUCAUGUUCGCUCUUGGUUUGGCUUACCUUGCCAUGCUUGGCCACGAGGGGAAAAUCCACGGGGCUGUCUGGCGGAUGAAGCAUCUCUUCGCAACCAACUUCAGGAUGGUUGGCCAUCCCCGAUAUGCCUAUGCACUCCCAAAAAAUCCGCUUCUUCAAGAAACUUCCACAGCCAAGACAGGAUCUGCCCCUGCCAAAAAAUGA